Molecule: messenger RNA, 1803 nt
Organism: Peronospora belbahrii
Lineage: Eukaryota; Oomycota; Peronosporomycetes; Peronosporales; Peronosporaceae
Source: the annotation of a GenBank genome assembly
AUGCCAAUAAAACGUGCUUUACUUUCUGUAUCAGACAAGACAAGUAUUAUAGAAUUGGCUACAUACUUAUCGCAACAUGGUGUCGAAUUACUCUCUACGGGUGGCACUGCGAAAGCAUUGCGUGAUGCUAAAUUACCUGUAAUUGACGUAUCAACGUAUACGGGAUCACCUGAAAUCAUGGACGGUCGUGUAAAGACAUUGCAUCCUAAGAUUCAUGGUGGUCUAUUAGGUGUGCGUGGUAAUGCACAACAUGAGGCCGAGAUGGCUGCUAAUGACAUUCACAAGAUUGAUCUCGUAGUACUUAAUCUAUACGCGUUUGAAGCAGCAGUAGCCAAUGGUGGAGAUUUUGAUACAUGCAUUGAAAACAUUGAUAUUGGUGGUCCAUCGAUGCUACGUUCAUCGGCAAAGAAUCACAAGGCUGUGGUCAUUUGUUCAAGUCCUACGCAGUACCCUGCACUGAUUCAGGAGCUAGAGACGAAUAAAGACACAUUUAGUACGUCCAUUGACUUCCGUCGCAGUUUUGCUGCUGCUGCCUUCUCUCUGGCGGCGUCCUACGACUCAGCUAUCUCGUCGUGGCUCAAUGGCCAGCUUGGCAGCGCUGCUCCAACCGUUACUCGUGUGUACAAGAAUGAGUUUGCUCUCAAGUACGGCUGCAACCCGCACCAGAUCCCAGCUGCUAUUCUUAGCCGUGUAGGCAGCAACUUGCCGUUUACGGUGCUUAACGGUACUCCCGGUUAUAUCAACUUGCUAGAUGCUGCCAACGCUUACCAGCUUGUCCGUGAGCUGCGUUUGUCACUAAACUUGCCUGCUGCUGCAUCGUUCAAGCAUGUAAGCCCUGCCGGCGCGGCUGUGGCUGUGGACCUUGAGGAAGGCCUCCACGCUGCAUACGAGGUGGGCAACGUGACGCUAACCCCUCUAUCGCUCGCCUAUCUCCGUGCCCGUAACGCCGACCCUCUGUCGUCGUUCGGGGAUUUCGUCGCUGUUAGUGAUGUGGUUGACGAAGCCACUGCUAAGAUUCUCAAGCGCGAGGUGAGCGAUGGUAUUAUUGCGCCUGGCUACGAGCCCGCGGCUUUCGAGAUUCUUAAGGCUAAGAAGAGUGGCAAAUUUAUCGUUCUUGAGGCUGACCCUAACUAUGUUCUUCCGGACGUUGAGUACCGGGAGGUCGCUGGUAUCACGUUUGCCCAGAAGCGCAAUGAUGUUAUCAUUUCGACAGAGAAGCAUUUGGCGGAUGUGCAGACGUUUGGUGCUGGUCCACUGACUGACGCCAAGAAGCGUGACCUUGCUCUUGCCGCUAUCACCCUCAAAUACACGCAGUCCAACUCGGUUGGCUACGCUAAAGACGGUCAGAUGAUUGGUGUCGGCGCCGGUCAGCAGUCGCGCGUGGAUUGCGUAAAGCUUGCUGGCCGCAAGGUCGCCAUUUGGCACCUUCGCCAGCACCCAAAGGUGCAGGGCCUUGCUUUUAAAAGCAGCGUGAAGCGUCAGGAGCGUGUGAACGCGCGAGUGCGCUAUAUCGAAGGUGACAUGGCGCCUGCUGAGCUCAAGACAUUUAAUGCGCUUUUUGAGACUGUUCCGGAACCACUGAUGGCUGCAGAGAAGGAGGAGUUCCUUAAAAUUCUGACGGAUGUAAGCCUCGCGUCUGAUGCAUUUUUCCCCUUUCGUGACUCGAUUGACCACGCGACGAAACUGGGCGUAAAGUUCAUCACGCAGCCGGGUGGCAGCACCCGCGAUGGUGACGUAAAGGCAGCCUGCGAGGAGUUUGGCAUCACGAUGGCUUUCUCCAACCUUCGUCUUUUCCACCAUUAA